This is a messenger RNA of Adineta ricciae, 570 nucleotides long. NCBI's taxonomy places the organism in Eukaryota, Metazoa, Rotifera, Eurotatoria, Adinetida, Adinetidae. The record is from the annotation of a GenBank genome assembly.
AUGCUGCUAACGCACUUCGCUGGUGGUAAUAAUAAUACAACAUCCACGGAUAAAUUUUGUCAAGUGAAUCCACCAACUGGGAACAUAUCGGCAUGUGCAGCUGUCUACGCCUGUAGUUCAAAUAUUACAAGUUAUUCUGUCUCGUCAUUUUCAAGCUAUCAAACAAAGACGAUUAUCGGCCUGGCAAAAGAUGGACAUUUGAUUUAUGGACCUUAUUUAUCUUUAAGCACACGCGUAACAUCUGGCUUUGAUGCUUGUAAUGGAAUGUUUCAUGAUUCAAAGGGGAACUAUGCUUACUUUGCAACAUCAACAUAUCCGUAUCUUGUCGGUUGUUUUGGUCCAGCGAAUUAUCCGUCAUUUGGUCCAAAUUGUACAACCAAUGGUCCAACGAACUAUACAAUGUCAUCUUAUGCACAAGCAUUGAUGAAUAGUACAGUCACUAACUCUACAACAACGACAGCUUUAUUAAACACCACUACUACAACUGCUCGUCGAGCAAAUUCGAUGAGUAUUCGAUUGAAUUUCAGCAUCAAUCUUCUUCGUUUAUUUCUUAUCAUUACCAUCAUGUGA